Oryzias latipes (Japanese medaka) is the source of this 8718-nucleotide messenger RNA. RefSeq lists its product as uncharacterized. Gene Ontology annotation, biological process: DNA recombination; DNA integration. NCBI's taxonomy places the organism in Eukaryota, Metazoa, Chordata, Actinopteri, Beloniformes, Adrianichthyidae. Gene Ontology annotation, molecular function: DNA binding. The record is from RefSeq and is a predicted model, not a curated record.
AAUGGAGCAAUGUCUUUUUCUGAGUCAGUUGAUGAUACUGAUCCCUAAGCUAGCACUUUUAGCCACAUUAGCAUAACUGGCAUUGUUAGCUUAAUUAACAUUUUGAGCAAUGUUUUUUUCAGACAGAGGUGAUGGUGCUGAUCGCUAUGCUUGCACUUUUUGCCACAUUAGCGUAGCUAGCUUAGUUAGCAUAAUUAGCAUUUUGAGCAAUGUGUUUUUCUUAGAGAAUUGAUGAUGGUGAUCGCAAUGCUAGCACUUUUAGCCAUAUUGGCAUAGCUAGUAUAGUUAGCAUAAUUAGCAUAUGCAGCUUUGACUAGCCUUGAUCAAAGGUGGGUGGUGAGGGCGGUGAGGCUGGGGAGGGCGGUAAGAGCGGCGGUUGUGCUUAGAGUUGGGCUUGGAAGGCAGAUUGCGUCUGCUUUACAACGCUAUACAACGCUGGUUGCGGCUUUAAUUUUUACUUAGGAUGGGCACCAAACCCAUCCUACCAUUGCAACAACACAUCAUCAGUAGGGUGGAUUGGGGACCACAGGAUUUCCUCUCUGCUCUGUGCACAUGAUGUUGUCCUGUUGGCUUCAUCGAGCCAUGACCUACAGCAUGCAUUGGGGUGGUUUGUGGCCGAGUGUGAAGCGGCUGGGAUGAGGGUCAGCACCGCCAAACCUAAAGCCAUAGAUCUCGACCGGAGAAAGGUAGUUUGCCAUCUCUCGGUGGGUGGAGUGUCGCUGCCCCAGGUGGAGGAGUUUAAACAUCUUGGGGUCUUGUUUACGAGUGAGGGAAGAUCGGAGUGUAAGAUUGAUUGGCAGAUCAGAGCAGCGUCCGUAGUUAUGUGGUCGCUGUAUCAGUCUGAAGAGAGAGUUAAGCCAAAGAGCAAAGCUCUUAAUUUACUCGUCGAUCUUCAUUCCAAUACUCACUUAUGGUCAUGAGCUCUGGGUCAUGACCCAAAGAACCAGGGCCUGAAUACAAGUGGCUGAAAUGAGCUUCCUCCGUGGGGUGGCUGAGCGCUCACUUAGAGAUGGGGUGAGAAGCUUGGUCACCUGCGGAGAGCUCGGAGUAUAACCGCUUCUCCUCCACAUUGAAGGAAGCCAGUUGAGGUGGCUCAUGCGUGUAGUCCGAAUGCUUCCUGGACGCCUCCCUGGGGAGGUGUUCCGGACAUGAAUCACUGGGCGGAGGCUCCUGCCCUCGUGACCCGAUCCCGGAUAAGCGGAGGAGGAUGGAUGGAUGGAUUGAUUGAUGGAUGGAUACAUACCGAACCGAAACUCUGUGCCAUGUUGCUGCCAGUAUCAAAUAAAAACACAAACUGGGGAUAAGAACGGGUGGAGCAGAGCCUCGGACCAGCAAAUGCACGGAGCAUCAUCCAAAAUGCUGUUGGCAAAGCCGGUCAAAGUGCAGACUGUCACGUAAAUAAAGGAUCUUAGGCACAUUAAAGCACUCUCCUUCAUCCUGUCAUGCUGCCUCAUCAUCACACUUUUUUUGUUUUCUGGAAAGAAUUUAUGUUUUUAUUUUCCUUUAUUUUUGAAGCACCGUUCAGGCUCCUGAACCGUUUAAAAGUAACAAACUAAAUUAAGCAACGUUGAAAAUAAACAGCAUUUAUUUCCUCAAUCAGCCUUUUAGGGCCUUAUUGGUUUAGCAACAUCCAUUCCAUUUUUAUUCUUACCAUUUUUAUUCUUUCUUAAAGAAGAAUAUUUUGUUUUGGAAAUCAAACAAUGUUGACUGUGCCCUUUAUAUAUUUUAAGUUACCAAAAUAAAAGCACUAUGAAUUUGCUUGGGUAAGAGCAACUUAUAUAUUAUAUACAGUUGCAGGGCUUAACAUUAUGCUAAUCAAAUAAAUUGAAUUUUACACUUUUAUUCUAAUGAAAGAUGUAUUACUCUUGUUUAUCUGCUUAUUUAAUAUAACAAUAUCCUAUUUUCUAUUUGCGAUUAUGUAGGAUUUGCUGUGUAAAUUAGGGUUCUUAAUUACUCUUUCAUUUUACCCCCCACCUUAGUAGCUGGCAUAACACAUGAAUUCUUCCCUGUGAGAUUAUUUAAGUUUGAUUUAUGCAUUUAUUUAUAAACAAAACAAACUUUUUAAUGAUCACACAAGUGAAUAUAGGUGCUGUAGUACAGCUGAGGCACCCAUAUAUUAAAUAGUUGCCAGUUCCUGACUUUUCGGGUUCCCACCGUGACUAUCCCCCUCCCCCACCAAGACUGAGAGAAGGGGGAGCAGAGCAAAGCCACACCCGUUCAGCUCCUCAGGUGCAUGAUCGUCUCCCUCUCAGCUCAGGCAGCAGUGCAGACAGCUAACCGACUGGAGUUUCACAACGGGAACGAUUUUUCAUGGAAUCUAGGUAAGUCCCAGCAAAACUUUUUAAAAACAGACACUAAAUGACUUUGAGACAUAUUUAGUCGGUCUAGGCAUGCUUUUCUCUGGUGAAAAAUGCUCGAGAGCCGAGCACAUGGCGAUGCUAGCUAGCUCGGUCCUUUGAAGCUAACGCAGCAUGUGCUUGUGGGGAAGCUAGCUUUACAAAUGAUUUAAGGGAGGCUGUUACAGAUCCUAAAGACGUUUUAAAUUUAAUUUAUUGAAGUGUGGCCUUAAAUGUGUUAUUUUUAUCUUAAAUCCUGGGACUUGACCCCCCCCCCCCUUCCUUCGCGCUGCGGCAAAUUUGCUGUUGCCGUUUUUCUGUGCAAAAGUGUGUUGAUAAUCUUGAUGCUCCUACAAAAGCAUCUGUAGUCACGUCUGCAUGUCUGGGAUCAUUACAUCGUUUAGAUAUUCUUCGUACCGGGAUCAAAGCUGCCGCUGCCGGAGCUCCGUCUGAGUCACGUGACCCAGUCUCACUGUCCCGCAUUAACCCGAGAGGGUAAAACUAGAAUGGUUAGAGGAUCUCAUUUUUUUUCCUAUUGAUGAAAUAAUAAAAUAUCAAAGUUUAGGAGGCCCGACGGAAAUGUUAUGCUUCAUCAGUUUGACAUUUUCUUACAUUAAUGUUUGUAUGUAUGCCUGCUUAGAUUAAACAUGAUGUUCAUUGUCUUUGUAAAUAUGAUUUAUAUAUUUUAAAAUGAUCUUAAAAAGGUCUUAAAGUUUUAAAUUUAACAUUUUAAAAUCUGUUACCAUCUUGGCAGUGUUUAUGUAUUUUUUUUCAUUUAAAUAUGCUUACCAAUUUGAUUUACUUAGUUUUUGUUUGUUUGUUUUAAAACCAGGAUCAGCUCAGUAUUUUGUGGUCUUGUUCUUUAGAGCUGAACAAAAAAAUGUAUAAAACAAUGGUGCCCUGUUGUACGGUGGUCAAGUGAUUUUGAAAAGUAUUUCUGGUUCCAACAUUUAGUAAUAUUGUGAUCAUGUCUUUUGUUUAAAACUCAGACCCUGCUUACAUGUUUUUAUACUUUUGCUUCAUGGUUGGUUCACAGUGCAGUAGUAAAUAAUUGAGCAGAUUCGGUAAUGAGCAUGUGUCUAAAUACUUUAAAUUAAAGGGUUAAUUUAAAGUAUUUAGACACAUGCUCAUUAUUCAGGAAGGUCCAAAGCUAACGUUCAGUUUGUGAACCUCAUCUGCAAAGACCCACUGCUGUGUCAUGAUUAGGAUAAUGGUGUAUCGUAAACUGUGUUUAUAUAAUAGUUUAUUAGGAAGGACAUUUUUUUAAGCUGAGUCUGUCUUUCAUCUGAGUGUUUAAUCAAAAAAACUUUCUGUGUUUGAUUCGUAGCAGAACCUGCAGGUUUAAAAAGCGUCUGAAGAUGCUUAGGGAGCAUCACAAAAGGUGCCAGAAGAGGUACACAGAGGGCCUGAAGACCAAACAUCUACCUGUGCAGGAAUUGGAACCAGACACCAACACCAUUGCCUGUGUCCAAAGAGAAGAGUCAGAUGCAGAUGAGCCAGAGGUUCCUCCCCUGACAAGAACAGACAGUGUAUUUGUAACUCACUAAAGACUACUGUACCAAGCAUGCCAUCGUUCAAGAUUUGUCAGACGUCCCCUCAAGCUGCAUAGAAACAACAGGUGAUGACGAUGAGUACCUCCCACCAAAGAUGCAGCACAGUAGUUCUGACGAAUCAAUAGAUUUUCCAACAAAAAUUCCAUCUAAAAGGAGGCGGGGGAAAGCUCAGAAGUCAUACAAAAGGCAAAAGCAGAGUCGUACCCCUUCUGAUGACUCUAACCACUCAGAACAUGAGGAGCCAUCCUUGAACUCGGAAAAGGUUUCUGUAUUGAAACUGAAAAAAAAAGGAAAUGGUGGUAGAGUCUAUAAUAAACGACAUUAUUGUCUUUAUUGUCCUGUUAGCUGCUAUAAAAUGGCAAGACAUUUGGUCAGAAAGCACAGCUCCGAGAUUGAUGUGGCAAAAGCCAUAAGUUUUCCUCUAAAAUCCAAGCAAAGGAAAUUGCAUUUGGAUCUCAUAAGAAACAAGGGGAACCGGGCUCACAAUAAUGAAGUUCUUAAAUCAGGGACAGGAACACUGAUUCCAGGUCAGCAGUCGUCUAACCCUGGAAAACCAAGUGACUACAUGCACUGCAUAAACUGCGAGGCUUUGCUAAAAAGAAAGUGUUUAUGGAGGCAUAUGUCACGAUGCAGACUUUCAAAAAAAUGCAGUGGACAGAAGCCUGGGAGAAGCCGAAUUCAAUCGAUCUGUGCAUUUGCUCAACCUGCCCCAGAGGGUGUGAGCGUUAAAGUUUGGGAGCUGAUUAAUGCAAUGCACCAGGAUGAGGUCUCUCAAGUGAUAAAGGGGGAAAGAACCAUCAUAAGGCUGGGAGAGCUUUUAUUUUCAAAACACGGACAUGACAAGAACAAACACGAAUAUAUACGACAAAAAAUGAGAGAAAUUGGAAGACUGGUUCUUAUUUCUAGAAAAGAGGGAAAACUGCAGGGACUUGAGGAUUUCUUCAAGCCGUCAAAUUUCAACAUAGUUGUUGAGAUGGUGAAGAAAGUGUCAGGCUUCAACGAAGACACUAAUGCAUACAAAACUCCGUCUCUGGCUCUCAAGCUGGGCCACAGCCUGAAGAAGAUUUCUGACAUUCUAGAAUGUGAGACACAAAUGUCAGAGUCAAUUGAUGAGGAGUUUCUGGAGAACAUCAAAAGGACUCGAACUUUGUUUGAAAAAAAAUGGGAUGUGUGCAUUUCAUCCCGUGCUCUUCAGACUUUAACUGAAGCCAAAUGGAAUACUCCUCAUCUGCUGCCAUUCACAGACGACGUCAAGAAAAUGCACAUCUACAUAGAUGAAUGCAGGAAAGCAUCCCAAAAUAACAUAAAAGACAAUCCAAAUAAAAAGACCUGGACAAGACUUGCUAAUGUCACUUUAUGUGAAGUUAUUCUCUUUAACCGCAGACGAGAAGGAGAAGUGUCCAAAAUGCCUUUGAGUGCAUUUACUCUUAGAGACACCGCUGGUGUUCCAUCUGACCUGGCGACCAGUCUUACAGAGUUGGAGCAGAAACUCUGUAAACAUUUCCAACGCAUUGAAAUUCGAGGUAAAAGAAACAGAAAGGUUCCAAUCUUACUUACACCUGAGAUGCUAACGUCAAUGGAAACAUUGGUUUCUCUUCGCCGCACAUGCGGGGUGCCAGACGAGAAUCCCUAUUUUUUUGCAAGACCUGAAGCGGAUACACAUCUUAGAGGGUCGGACGCAAUAAGAGAAGUUGCCCAGGCGUGUGGAGCAAAGCACCCUGAAACGUUGUCAUCGACAAAACUGAGGAAGCAGGUGGCCACGCUAUCAACAGUUUUGAACCUAAAGGAUAAUGAGAUGGACACACUGGCAGACUUUCUGGGACAUGACAUACGAGUACACAGACAAUACUACAGAUUACCGGAAGGAACGAUGCAGUUGGCCAAAGUCAGCAAAGUUCUAGUUGCCAUGGAACAAGGCCGACUCUCACAGUUCAAGGGGAUGAACAUGGAUCAAAUUCAGAUAGAUCCAAAUGAGAAAGUGUCCGAAUGUGCAGUCAGUGACGUCUCAGAGACGGAGGGCGAUUCAUCUUGGUGUUCAGCUGGAGGAUCCUCGAGAUCCAAGAGGAGCCAGCUGUCAGCUGAUGAGGACUCUGAUUUAGACGGCCUUCUAAACUCAGGGACAUCAACAUCUUCAACCAAACAUCAAAUGGAGUCAAGGAGUGAAGACAGUGAAUCUGGACUCAGAAGACUGAAGAACGGACACGGUAGUGAAAAGUCUAAAAAGCGACCCUUACAAACAGAGCCCAUGGUUUCUACACAGCAGAGAGACUCAGGCAUCGAUACUGCUGAGACGGGAGCUUCAAAAAGAAGGACCUGGUCUUCAGUGGAGUGCCGAGCAGUGGAAAAGAUUUUAGGAACCUACAUUGAAGGUGGGAGGGUUCCAGGAAAAAAGGAAUGUCUUUCCUGCAUAGAAGCUUCGCCGAGGGAGCUGGAAGGACGAACAUGGCAGGCAGUCAAGUUUUUUGUUAAGAACAAAAUCACAGCACUGAGGCGGGAGAGUUCAAAAAGACGUUAAUUUUGUUAGUUAGAAUGAUUAUGUAACUCAACCUUAUUUUGUUUUCUUUUCUUUAAACCAGUGCUGGUAAAUUUAAGUUCCAAAUUUAAGCUUCAGAUACAUUAACUCAUUUAUCUUAAAGUGACCUUUUUUUCGGAAGUACUUAAUUUUCAGAUGAAACGUGUAUAGGUCAAAGGUGACCUUUUAAUUUCUGAAGCACUUAUUUUGUAUUUGAAAAAUUUGUAUAGGUCAAAGGUGACCUUUAAUUUAUAAAACACUUCAUUUUUAUUUAAAACACGUAGGUCAAAAGUGACCUUUUAAUUUCUGAAGCACUUUAUUUUUUAUGUAAAACACGUGUAUAGGUCAAAGGUGACCUUUUAAUUUCUGAAGCACUUCAUUUUUAUUUAAAACGCGUGUAUAGGUCAGAGGUGACCUUUUUUUCUGAAGCUCUUUAUUUGUAUUUGAAACAUUUGUAUGGGUGAAAGGUGACGUUUAAUUUCUGAAGCACUUCAUUUUUAUUUAAAACGCGUGUAUAGGUCAGAGGUGACCUUUUUUUCUGAAGCUCUUUAUUUGUAUUUGAAACAUUUGUAUGGGUGAAAGGUGACCUUUAAUUUCUGAAGCACUUAAUUUUUAUUUAAAACACGUGUAUAGAUGAAAGGUGAGGUUUAAUUUCUGAAGCACUUAUUUUGUAUUUGAAACAUUUGUAUAGGUAAAAGGUGACCUUUAAUUUAUAAAACACUUCAUUUUUAUUUAAAACACGUACGUAGGUCAAAAGUGACCUUUUAAUUUUUGAAGCACUUUAUUUUUUAUGUAAAACACGUGUAUAGGUCAAAAGUGACCUUUUAAUUUCUAAAGCACUUAUUUUGUAUUUGAAACAUUUGUAUAGGUCAAAGGUGACCUUUAAUUUAUAAAACACUUCAUUUUUAUGUAAAACACGUGUAUAAGUCAGAGGUGACCUUUUUUUCUGAAGCUCUUUAUUUGUAUUUGAAACAUUUGUAUAGGUCAAAGGAUACCUUUAAUUUCUGAAGCACUUUAUUUUUUAUGUAAAACACGUGUAUAGGUCAAAAGUGACCUUUUAAUUUCUGAAGCACUUAUUUUGUAUUUCAAACAUUUGUAUAGGUCAAAGGUGACCUUUAAUUUAUAAAACACUUCAUUUUUAUGUAAAACACGUGUAUAAGUCAGAGGUGACCUUUUUUUCUGAAGCUCUUUAUUUGUAUUUGAAACAUUUGUAUAGGUCAAAGGAUACCUUUAAUUUCUGAAGCACUUUAUUUUUUAUGUAAAACACGUGUAUAGGUCAAAAGUGACCUUUUAAUUUCUGAAGCACUUAUUUUGUAUUUCAAACAUUUGUAUAGGUCAAAGGUGACCUUUAAUUUAUAAAACACUUCAUUUUUAUUUAAAACACAUGUAUAGGUCAGAGGUGACCUUUAAUUUCUGAAGCACUUAAUUUUUAUUUAAAACACGUGUGUAGGUCAAAAGUGACUUUUUUUCUGAAGCUCUUUAUUUUUUAUGUUAAACACAUGUAUAGGUCAAAAGUAACCUUUUAAUAUCUGAGGCACUUAAUUUUUAUUUAAAACACGUGUAUAGGUGAAAGGUGACGUUUAAUUUCUGAAGCACUUAUUUUGUAUUUGAAACAUUUGUAUAGGUCAAAGGUGACCUUUAAUUUAUAAAAUACUUCAUUUUUAUUUAAAACACGUGUAUAGUUGAAAGGUGACCUUUUUUUCUGAAGGUCUUUAUUUGUAUUUGAAACAUUUGUCUAGGUCAAAGGUGACCUUUAAUGUCUGAAGCACUUAAUUUUUAUUUAAAACACGUGUAUAGGUCAAAGGUGACUUUUUUUUUCCUGAAGCACUUGAUUUAAUUUUGUAAUUUUUUGACAGGUCAAAUGUCAUUGUUUUUUAUAAAGCACUUAAUUUAAGUUUAAUAGGUCUUUUUUUCUGCUUAAAUCUGGGCUUUCGGUGUGGAACUCCAGGUCUUUCGGGUUGACGUCCUUUUGGUUUUUCAGAUCCUUUUGCUCCAUCACAUUCUGAUCCGCUGCUCCGGUGAUUCCAGCCAGUUAAAAGCAGGAAAGGGAAAAUGUGGGGGAGCCCCAAUUUUUGUUUUCCACCAUCUCCUGCUUCUGAUUGACUGAACUCACCUGGCCCAGUAGAUCAACAUGAAGUAAAAGAAGAAAAUCUGUAAAAGAAGCAGGAUGUCAUCCCUCCAAACCUGGAGUUCAAGAGCCCUGCAGUAAGUGUGUGAUAGAAUAAUUGAGCUCUCAAGGACACUUUAUUUUGUCCUACAGCAGUUUAUUUUUAAUUUUGUAGAUUGCUAACUAUAAAUAAAUUGCCCUUGUCUCUUA